Molecule: messenger RNA, 2283 nt
Organism: Sebastes umbrosus (honeycomb rockfish)
Lineage: Eukaryota; Metazoa; Chordata; Actinopteri; Perciformes; Sebastidae
Gene: ppp2r5d
Product: protein phosphatase 2, regulatory subunit B', delta
Exons: 17
Coding region: 115-1977 (620 amino acids)
Biological process (GO): protein dephosphorylation; signal transduction
Cellular component (GO): nucleus; cytosol; protein phosphatase type 2A complex
Molecular function (GO): protein phosphatase activator activity
Source: RefSeq, a predicted model, not a curated record
CCGGGCCGGGAGCGGAGACAGACCGAGAGAAGCGUCAGAGUCCCGGGGAGCAACAUCACGGAGCCUCGGUGGAGACACGGAGCCUCACUGCAACAACCCACUUGAACUGUCAAGAUGCCCAACAAGACCAAGAAGGAGAAGGAAACAACCAAAUGUGCUAAAAGCAGCAUGAAGAACAGUAACAGCAGUGGCGGCGGAGGUGGUGGCGGUGGUGGUGUCGGCAGUGGUGGGGGAAAAGAUGCUGCUGCAGAGAACUCAGACGAGUCCCAGCAGCAGCAGAGUGGCAGUAAGCGUCCCAGUAACAGCACGCCUCCUCCCACUCAGCUCAACAAGAUCAAAUACUCUGGAGGUCCUCAGCUGGUGAAGAAGGAGCGUCGCCAGAGUUCAUCUCGCUUCAGCCUGACCAAGAAUAGAGAGCUGCAGAAGCUACCUGCACUCAAAGACUCCCCCCUGAUUGAACGCGAGGAGCUGUUUGUCCAGAAGCUGCGUCAGUGCUGCGUCCUGUUUGACUUCGUCAGCGACCCGCUCAGCGACCUCAAAUACAAGGAGGUGAAGAGGGCUGGACUCAACGAGAUGGUGGAGUACAUCACACACAACAGUGACGUGGUGACCGAGUGCAUCUACCCCGAGGCCGUCUUCAUGUUUUCAGUGAACUUGUUCCGGACUCUUCCUCCGUCCUCCAACCCGACCGGAGCUGAGUUUGAUCCUGAGGAGGAUGAACCCACGCUGGAGGCUGCCUGGCCUCACCUGCAGCUUGUCUACGAGUUCUUCCUUCGCUUCCUGGAGUCUCCAGACUUCGGGCCAAACGUCGCCAAGAAAUACAUCGACCAGAAGUUUGUAAUGUCGCUGCUGGAGCUGUUUGACAGCGAGGACCCCAGAGAGAGGGACUUCCUGAAGACCAUCCUCCACCGGAUUUACGGCAAGUUCCUCGGCCUCCGCGCCUACAUCCGCCGCCAGAUCAACAACAUCUUCUACAGGUUUAUCUAUGAGACAGAACAUCACAACGGCAUCGCUGAGCUGCUGGAGAUCCUGGGGAGCAUCAUCAACGGCUUCGCUCUGCCUCUGAAAGAAGAACACAAGAUGUUUCUGAUCCGAGUUCUGCUGCCGCUUCAUAAAGUCAAGUCUCUGAGCGUCUACCACCCACAGCUGGCCUACUGCGUGGUCCAGUUCCUUGAGAAAGACAGCAGUCUGACGGAGCCGGUGAUCAUAGGGCUGCUGAAGUUCUGGCCCAAGACUCACAGUCCGAAGGAGGUGAUGUUCCUGAAUGAGCUGGAAGAGAUCCUUGACGUCAUCGAGCCCUCCGAGUUCGUCAAAGUCCAGGAGCCGCUCUUCAGACAGCUCGCCAAGUGUGUGUCCAGCCCACACUUCCAGGUGGCAGAGAGAGCUCUGUAUUACUGGAAUAACGAGUACAUCAUGAGUCUGAUCAGUGACAACGCCGCCAAGAUCCUCCCCAUCAUGUUCCCCGCCCUCUACAAGAACUCCAAGAGCCACUGGAACAAGACGAUCCACGGGCUGAUCUACAACGCUCUGAAGCUCUUCAUGGAGAUGAACCAGAAACUGUUUGACGACUGCACGCAGCAGUACAAGGCCGAGAAACAAAAAGAGAAAUACAAGCUGAAGGAGAGAGAGGAGAUCUGGCACAAGAUAGAAGAACUGGCCCGACAGAACCCACAGGUACCUAGCAAUAAGCUUCAUCCCCUCCGCCCAGGACUCCACCCACAGGAUGAGUACAUGUUGUACAGUGAUAGUACUGUGGCUGUGUACUCGAUGGAAACGGAGACUCCAACAGCUGAAGACAUCCAGCUGCUGAAGAAGACUGUGGAGAGCGAGGCCUCACAGGGUCUGAAGGACCUGAAGAAGGACAAGGUCCUGAUGAGGAGGAAGUCGGAGCUGCCGCAGGACGUCUACACCAUCAAAGCUCUGGAGGCUCACAAGAGGGCCGAGGAGUACCUGACAGCCAAUCAGGAGGCCCUCUGACCGGGGGGAGGCGGUCCCUUCUGAGCCUGACUCUGUCCGUCUCUCUGAUUGGAGGACGUUGAAAGCUGUCGUGGUCAGAUCAGGACGGAGCUGACGCUGCGUUCAAAGAAAAAACGAAACAACAAACCUUCUCACCUCUGACCCCUGGUGGCCGAUAACAAGUAGGACACUGUGUAGACGUCUGUCCCGCGUCCUGUUUCAAACUGUGUCAGCGGUCAUGUGACGAUGACAUCACCUCCAACACCUGCAUCUGUUUUCAUCUUUACCACAAAACGUCUCCGGGUGACCUGAACGCAGCCUUGGGCA